Messenger RNA from Periophthalmus magnuspinnatus, 760 nucleotides. Its product is annotated as gap junction beta-3 protein-like. NCBI's taxonomy places the organism in Eukaryota, Metazoa, Chordata, Actinopteri, Gobiiformes, Gobiidae. The transcript has 2 exons. Gene Ontology annotation, biological process: cell communication. The record is from RefSeq and is a predicted model, not a curated record. Gene Ontology annotation, cellular component: connexin complex. Bases 68 to 760 code for a protein of 230 amino acids.
AGCAGCUCUGACCUGAGGAGCACUUUGUCUUCAAGACCAAUAUUGUUCAGGACUUUAUCCGACACAAAUGGAUUGGAAGUUUCUUGAAGGUCUUCUCAGUGGAGUGAACAAAUACUCCACUGCGUUCGGACGGAUCUGGCUGUCCGUGGUCUUCGUGUUCCGCGUGCUCGUCUUCGUGGUCGCUGCGGAGAAAGUAUGGAGCGACGACCAGGGACACUUUGACUGCAACACGCGCCAACCGGGAUGCACCAACAUCUGCUACGACUACUACUUCCCCAUCUCUCACAUCCGCCUAUGGGCCCUCCAGCUCAUUUUCGUCACCUGUCCCACGUUCAUGGUUGUUCUCCACGUGGCGUACAGAGAGGAACGGGAACGCAAAUACAAAGCCAAGCACGGCGAGGAAACACGACUUUACGACAACCCUGGGCAGAAGCACGGCGGCCUCUGGUGGACAUACUUGAUGAGUUUGUUCCUGAAGACUGCGUUCGAGGUCACGUUUCUCUACACGCUUCACUACAUCUACGACACGUUCAGACUGCCGCGGAAAGUCCAGUGCGACGUUAGCCCGUGUCCGAACCUGGUGGACUGUUACAUCGCUCGACCGACGGAGAAAACGGUGUUCACGUAUUUCAUGGUGGGGGCGUCGGUGAUGUGUAUUAUUCUAAAUCUGUGUGAGAUUUUCUACCUGAUCGUGGCGCGUGUGGUGAAAAGGAAGCAAAAAGUGACGGUUAACGUGAGAAGAUCUGGGAUUAAGAUUUAA